AUGAACCUGCUCGAUGACUCAUUGAAUGAAUGGGACAGAAAUCGAUCAUUACCGGGUGACGGUUCUGGGUCUCUCGGCGAAGACCAUGCGAUUGGCCAUGGCAUUUGCAAAGAUACCCCAUACAACUAUUGGAAGAGCGAACGAAGGAACCAUUUCUUGGCGAGGCCUGUCGCUGUCGAGAUCAAUGCCGAUAGCGAGUGA
Molecule: messenger RNA, 201 nt
Organism: Letharia columbiana
Lineage: Eukaryota; Fungi; Ascomycota; Lecanoromycetes; Lecanorales; Parmeliaceae
Exons: 1
Coding region: 1-201 (66 amino acids)
Source: RefSeq, a predicted model, not a curated record